Messenger RNA from Filobasidium floriforme, 1632 nucleotides. RefSeq names its product Pre-mRNA cleavage complex II protein Clp1-domain-containing protein. Gene Ontology annotation, cellular component: mRNA cleavage factor complex; nucleus. The transcript is spliced from 9 exons. The record is from RefSeq and is a predicted model, not a curated record. Bases 1 to 1632 code for a protein of 543 amino acids. Gene Ontology annotation, biological process: tRNA splicing, via endonucleolytic cleavage and ligation. Gene Ontology annotation, molecular function: polynucleotide 5'-hydroxyl-kinase activity. Lineage: Eukaryota; Fungi; Basidiomycota; Tremellomycetes; Filobasidiales; Filobasidiaceae.
AUGAACGGGUCGACGACCGUGACGUAUGACCUGGAAGCUGGGAUGGAGUGGAGGUUCGAGUUGGAACAGGGUGAAGCUAUAGCUGUGAGAGUGACGUCCGAGGAGCCGAUCUACAUCAAUUACCAGGAGAUACCGCCAAAUACUUGGUACCCGCUCUACGGCGACCUCAGAGCAGCAAUCUGGAGUCCCUCUCCCGGACAAAUAGAAGUCUCUUCGGCACCUUCAACAGCUUACACAUCCCUUUCAUCGACAUUUCCCUUCAUCCUCUCCGUACACCUCGCAUUAGAACGCAGAAGAAUACUAGCAAAACGAAGCAUCAAUGCAAGGUUAGACUACGGCCAGGACGAUCAGAAUGAAAAGGUUCUGUUGGAACAGGAACGUGGACCUAGGGUCAUGGUUCUUGGCCCAGCCAAUUCCGGAAAGAGCACGAUGAUCAAAGGGCUCUUGAACUUGGCUGUCGGGAGUGGGAUGGGAUGGUCGCCUGGCGUAAUCGGUCUUGACCCAGGAACGUCGAACCACUUGGUACCAGGAUCGGUGUCAUUAUCCUCGCCAACUCAAGCUGUACCGACGCAUCACCCUUCCCACCCUCUGGGAUCCCCGCCCACGACGGCAGCGGCCAUGACCCUCGCCUCCGAUGUUCCCACGCUAGGCUGGUUCGUCGGUAGCUCGGAAAUGAACACGAGUGGGAUGGGCAAGAUGUGUUUCCCUCUAUGGAGGAACGUUGUUGACAUUAUGGCUGCUAGCUGGAGAUCGAGAUGCCAGACGGAUGAGAUCGUCCGAACGUCUGGUCUGUUGAUCGAUACGCCCACGGCUCUCAUUCAGCCUACAUUGGGAGCGGGCAAAGGCGACAAGACUCGUCACGGUCUAGUCUUGCAGAUCGCUGCUGCGUUCGAAGUCGAUGUCGUCAUAGUCAUCGGACACGAAAAGCUUACGAUCGAGAUGCAAAAGCUCUUGAGCGGCUAUGGCGUUUCGGUGAUCAGUGCACCAAAGUCGAGCGGAGUAGUCGACCUGGACGACCUAUACCGAUCCCGCAUCCGUGCCCAACAGAUCAAAACCUAUUUCUACGGAGAACCGGCCUUACCACCGACCUUGAUCAACCUGCCGGGUCGUGUCGCUGCAGUGGAGACAGGUCUACAUCCGUACUCUUUUACGAUCCCAUGGGACGAACUAGAGAUCUACAGAGUAGGAGAAGAAUCCGCCGCACCCUCGUCGGCCUUGCCAAUCGGAAAGCAGCGGAUAUUAUCAGCAACCAGGCUGACACGGGUGAAUCCUGCCGCAUCCCCCAACAUUCACCGGCUUCAAAACGCUAUUCUGGGCUUGGUGAUAGUUUCAGAUGAGGAUAAGCGCACAGACCUUCCGCCUAGGAAGGUCAAGGAGGUCAAGAAGGAGGAGACCAAACAAGAGGGAGAUGUCAAGGAGGGAGUUAAAGCUGAAGAAGGCGACGAGGAGGAGGAGGAGGAGGAGCCGAUCUGGAAGGAAGAGAUAGGAUGGCGGGAAGUUUGCGGUUUCUUGACCAUAACCAAGGUCGACACUGCCAAACGCAAGUUUGAGCUUUUGACACCGAGUCCGGGCAAAUUGCCCUCGCGAGUCGCCCUUGUCGGUAGCGUCGAAUGGAUCGAGGUCGACGACUAG